GUAGAAUUCCCAGCCGUUUCCUGCGCGAGAGCAGCGCUCGCGCAUCACUUCGGUGAAAGAUGUAAAGAUGGCGGAGCUGCAGAUGCUGUUGGAAGAGGAGAUUCCGGCAGGUCGGAGAGCGCUGCUGGACAGUUUCACCAACCUCGAGCGAGUCGCGGAUUACUGCGAAAACAACUACAUCCAGUCGGCAGAUAAGCACAGAGCCCUAGAGGAAACCAAAAACUACACCACUCAGUCCCUGGCCAGUGUAGCCUACCUGAUCAACACCUUGGCCAACAAUGUCCUUCAGAUGCUCGACAUCCAGGCGUCCCAGCUACGCCGCAUGGAGUCCUCCAUCAACCACAUCUCACAGACAGUGGACAUCCACAAGGAGAAGGUGGCCAGGCGGGAGAUUGGCAUCCUGACCACCAAUAAGAACACCUCCCGCACACACAAGAUCAUUGCCCCAGCCAAUCCUGAGAGGCCCGUGCGUUACAUUCGCAAGCCCAUUGACUACAACGUGCUGGACGACAUCGGACAUGGGGUGAAGUGGUUGCUUAGGUUUAAGGUCAGCACCCAGAACAUGAAGAUGGGCGGUCUCCCUCGCACUACCCCGCCCACCCAGAAGCCACCGAGUCCACCCGUAACAGGAAAGGGAACCAUUGGGCGGCACUCCCCCUAUAGGACGCUCGAGCCGGUGCGUCCCCCUGUGGUCCCUAACGACUAUGUCCCCAGCCCGACGCGCAACAUGGGGCCGGCACAGCAGAGCCCUGUGCGCACUGCAUCAGUUAACCAGAGGAAUCGCACCUACAGCAGCGGGAGCAGCGGGGGGAGCCACCCCAGCAGCCGCAGCAGCAGCCGGGAGAACAGCGGGAGCGGCAGCGUGGGCGUGCCCAUCGCAGUGCCCACCCCCUCCCCGCCCAGCGCCUUCCCAGCCACCGGGGCUGCAGGUACCCCUCCUGCUCCACCCACUUCUGCUCCGCCUCCCUCCUCCUCCUCCUCUUCCUCCUCCUCUACCGCUGCCUCCGCCCCAACCACUGCCCCACCUCCAGCCCCCGACCCCACCCCGCCCCCCCCCACUGAGGCCAAACAGGCUCCAGCCGAGGCCCCCCCUUCCUCUCAGCCCCCCCCUCCUGCUACUGCUGCUGCUGUCACCUCUACCGCUACCACCUCCCCUGCACCAGGCAACACUCCUCAGUUCUACAGCAUGAACCGGCCUGGGUCCCGACACAACAACCCCACCGUGGGGGGGUCUCUGCCGUACCGCCGCCCCCCCUCAGUGACCGGCCAGCCCAACCUGCCCCAGAGCCAGGUCAAUGGAGGACCCUACUACAACCAGAGCCAAGGCUCGCUCGCCCCCCCUCCCCCCUCCAUUCUGCAGAUCACUCCCCAGCUUCCUCUGAUGGGCUUCGUGGCUCGCGUUCAGGAGACCAUCUCAGAUACACCCCCUCCCCCACCGCCUGCAGAGGAGCCGGUGUUCGAGGAGUCUCCCCCACCGCCCCCGCCUCCUGAGGACUACGAGGAGGAGGAGUCGGCCGUGGUGGAGUACAGUGACCCCUACGCCGAGGAGGACCCCCCGUGGGCCCCGCGCACGUACCUGGAGAAAGUGGUGGCCAUCUACGACUACACAAGAGACAAGGAGGACGAGCUGUCCUUCCAGGAGGGCGCCAUCAUCUACGUGAUCAAGAAGAACGACGACGGCUGGUACGAGGGCGUGAUGAGCGGCACCACCGGGCUCUUCCCUGGAAACUACGUGGAGUCCAUCAUGCACUACGCCGAAUGAGGCCCAGGGGGCGCCCUCGCCCUCCCCUGCCUCCACACACCUGCUAUACAUAGAUAUAUAUAAACACAUUGA
This is a messenger RNA of Megalops cyprinoides (Indo-Pacific tarpon), 1834 nucleotides long. RefSeq names its product abl interactor 2-like. The record is from RefSeq and is a predicted model, not a curated record. Gene Ontology annotation, cellular component: lamellipodium. Gene Ontology annotation, molecular function: SH3 domain binding. Lineage: Eukaryota; Metazoa; Chordata; Actinopteri; Elopiformes; Megalopidae.